UUCUUACCAAAAAAUCUAGCCUCGGAUGCCCCAAAUUCGUUCAAUUUUAGUCCAUCUCCGUCGGCGUGACCUCGUGCUCCACAGUCCGUCGUGUUGUUGUUGUGGGUGUGUUUCGCUGUCCGUCGCCUAUCUCUCCAUCGUUUCUCUGUCGUCUUCACCUGCAUGUCUCUCCCACAGGACACAGAUAGCUGAUUUAUGAGUAGCGGGAGUGACAAGUGAAAGCCAGGGAUGAGGGAGUUUGUUUCAUCAACGUCGCCGUCAGUUGGGACUUGCGGCGGAGGAGGGGGAAUCGGCGCUGAAGGUGACAACGGUGACUGAGGCGAUAGAAAACUGAUGAGUUUGUGUGUGUUGGAAGGCAGAAUUUAUAUGUCUCAAGGGUGGAGAUUGAAGAAGGGGUGAUGCCAACUCGCGCGGCCAUGCAAUGACUGGUCUAAUGCCGAACCAGAGGCAAGGGGGCUAGUGUGAUCUGACUAUCUUAGACAAACAAGCCGAAGCCAAUGAAAGAAAGGAAUAGAUCAGAUCUGAAGCUUGAAUGAAGCUGGCAGCUGGCGCUGGACAAGCGAAGAAGAAGAAGAACGAAGGCGGACAAAGAUUGAUGGACUAAAUCACUGAACGAUUCGAAGCGUGAGCUCGUGGGUUUGCCGAGCUCGAAGUUCACCCUUGUCGAGCUUGAAGGUCGUCGCUUGCCGAGCUUGAAGAAGAACGAAAGGAGAUGAUGGAUGUGAGAGAGAGAGAGAGAGAGAGAGACCGUGUGCGACGUGCUUGUGGUUGCUGAAGAAGGGAGGAAGCUGAAUUGAGACCGUCUGAGAGCGAGGGUUAGUUGGUUAGAUAAUGCUCUCUGCUCUUUCUGAUUGACUACUUUAUUUUUUCCCAAAAAAAAAAAAAAAAAAAACCAAAUUCGGGCUUCGCCGAAUUACUGCCUCUAGUAAAUUUAUCUCCCUCGCGCUUCUUGCACCUAGCUUUCUCCAACCCCGGGUAGGAAACAUCUCUCCUUUGUUUUGGGGAAGCCUUCCUCCCUUGCUGCUGCACUGUUCUCUCCCUUUGUGCAAUCAAGCGUGUGAGCAGGUGGAAAGGAGGCUGGUUUAUAUUUCUCAUGCUUAAAUUUCACCGAACAAACAGGGUUGUGACUUGAAGAAUAAUGGAUUAGUUUUUAGCUAGAUGACUGCAUCCCAAGUAUAGAUCCAUUUUGACAUUAUGCUUCAUCAACACUAUACCCUAUGUGCUCAUCUCCAUCUAGUGAUACGCAUCAAGCGCCGCCACUUUGCCACUAGGUACACAGCAAAGAUCACUUCCACAUCUUCUACAGGCAGGUCUCUUGCCGCUGAGAUUACUGUGCCACCACCACAUCCCAUUGACAGUAGAGGGUACCUACUUCCUCGCUAUGACCUAAUCUGUAAGGUAACAAAAAUCCUUCUCCAUCAACUCCCACAGUCCACGUCCACAACUCCAUCAUUUGAUGACCCUUUUUCAGAUCUCUCUGAGUACCUACAAUCACUCUCUAUGACCCUCACCCCUUUAGAAGCAUCUGAAAUCCUCAAAGCCUUGAAAACGCCUUCACUUGCCUUGAGGUUUUUCCAAUUUUGCUCUUCCCUUUACCCAAAUUUCCGACAUGAGUCCUUCACCUACAACCGUAUCUUGCUCAUCCUCUCAAAGUCAACCUCACCUCACCGUUUUGAUCAGGCCCGUUCAAUCAUUGAUGACAUGCUCCAGCAUGGAGUACGUGGUUCCAUCUCUACGAUCAAUAUCUUGAUUGGGUUCUUUGGAAUUGGUGAGGACCUGGAGAGGUGUCUUGGCUUGGUGAAGAAAUGGGAUUUGAGGUUGAAUGCCUACACUUACAAAUGUUUGGUUCAGGCAUAUUUGAGGUCAUAUGAUUCAGGCAAGGCUUUGGAUAUAUAUAUGGACAUGCAACGACGUGGUUACAAGUUGGACAAUUUUGCUUAUAACAUGCUUUUGGAUGCUUUAGCCAAGGAUGAGAAGGUCGACCAAGCAUAUAAGAUAUUUGAAGACAUGAAACGGAAGCACUGCGAGCCUGAUAUCUUCACGUACACCAUUAUGAUAAGAAUGACUGGCAAAAUUGGUAAAACUAAUGAGUCAAUUGCCUUUUUUGAGGAAAUGUUAAAUAAGGGCUGCGCACUUCAUUUGAUUGUUUAUAACACUAUGAUUCAGGCACUUGCUAAGGCCCGGAUGGUUGACAGGACCAUCCAACUCUUCUCAAAAAUGGUGGAAAAUAAUUGUCAGCCCAAUGAGUUUACAUUCAGUGUACUUUUGAAUGUUCUAAUUGCUGAAGGGCAACUUAGUAAACUUGAUACUGUUUUGAAGUUAUCGAAGAAAUACAUGAAUAAGAAAAUAUAUGCAUAUCUUGUAAGUACUCUAUGUAAAUUAGGCCAUUUAAGUGAAGCUCACAGGCUAUUUUGCAAUAUGUGGAGCUAUUUUAAUGACGGUGACAAGGGUGCUUGUAUGGCCAUGUUGGAGAGUCUAUGCUGCUCUGGUAAAACAACUGAGGCUAUGGAGCUUCUAAGUAAAAUUCAUGAAAAGGGUAUAAUCACUGAUACAAUCAUGUACAACACAGUAUUCACAGCUCUGGGAAAAUCGAAGCAAAUCUCUCACAUUCAUGAUCUUUUUGAAAAGAUGAAACAAGAUGGUCCUCUGCCAGACAUAUUUACCUACAAUAUUCUGAUUGCCAGCUUUGGAAGGGCUGGAAGAGUUAAUGAUGCUAUUAAAAUUUUUGAAGAAUUGGAGGUUAGCAAUUGUAAACCUGAUGUUAUCUCUUAUAACUGCUUGAUUAAUUGCCUAGGAAAAAAUGGGGAUCUUGAUGAAGCUCAUAUGAGGUUUAGAGAGAUGGAAGAGAAAGGGUUAGAUCCUGAUGUUGUCACUUAUAGCACACUUAUUGAGUGCUUUGGCAAGACAGAUAAAGUUGAGAUGGCUUGUAGAUUGUUUGAUGAAAUGCUUGCUAAAGGAUGCUCUCCUAACAUAGUCACAUAUAAUAUCUUACUUGACUGUCUUGAAAGGUGUGGGAGAACUGCUGAAGCAGUGGAACUUUAUGCAAAACUUAAGCAGCAAGGGUUGAGCCCAGAUUUAAUUACUUAUGCAGUGCUUGAGCGGUUGCAAAGUGGUGGACACAGGAAGUUUAGAGUUCGCAGGCAAAAUCCUAUCACUGGCUGGGUUGUUAGCCCCUUGUGAUGGUAAAUACAAUGUUGUACAUUGCAAGUUGCGUCCAGACAUUUUCAGGGCUAUGUGCUAAAUCUGUAGCUUUAUAGCCGAUAUAAAAAUCUAAAUUAAUAUGGUCAUUUGAUUAUGAGAGCCUCAGGAGUAAUUGAUGCUGGUUGACUGGGGAAAUUUUCCAGUUCUCUGUUGCAUUUUUGGAUGUGCAAUAUCCCACCGGUCUUAUGCUCUUUGUUCUACCAUGUGAUUUUGUUUAGCAAGCAAGACAAGGAUCAUAACUUUUCCCAAGGGUGAAUGGAUCAAGAACGUGAAAAUAGAAUUCAGAGUGAUAUGGCCAACGGUGACCCAGUUAAUCAUAUAUAAAUUAUGAAGUAAACCAUAUAUUUAAAUUCUAUAUGUUCCCUUUUACCAUUUCUUUAUUGUUCUGCAUGUGCUUGGUCGUAACUUUUUCGCUAGAAUGAGGAAUAAAAAUCUCUAUUUUAUUUGUCUCCCUUCCUCGUUUUCCUCCUCCUCUCUCUUCAUCUCCUUAUUUCUCUGUUCCCUUGUUUUUUCUCCCAUUGGUCCUACAGCCUUAUUAAAAUAAAUUUACUGAUAUUUGUGUUCUUCUGUACUAAUAAGGUAUUAUGUAUAUAAGAGGGAAGUUUCACUUUUAUUAGUAAUUAAUUUCAGAUUUCAAGCAUUUGGUUAUGAUUUGGCUAUUUUCU
This is a messenger RNA of Prosopis cineraria, 3866 nucleotides long. Its product is annotated as pentatricopeptide repeat-containing protein At1g51965, mitochondrial. The record is from RefSeq and is a predicted model, not a curated record. The transcript has 5 exons. Lineage: Eukaryota; Viridiplantae; Streptophyta; Magnoliopsida; Fabales; Fabaceae. Bases 1195 to 3180 code for a protein of 661 amino acids. Gene Ontology annotation, molecular function: protein binding.